AGAGAUUCGGCGGUGCUUCACGAUGGCGGGUGGGUUUGUCGAGUUCCACCGGUCGAUGUCUCUGGAGCACCAAGCACUUCCGCCACCGCCGCCUGCAAAGACUCAAAGGGAGGGAGUUGCGCCCCGUGAGUCACAUCCAACGUCCCCAUGGCAUGCACAACCACUGCCGUCCACCGUAGACCAAGUUCUCCACUACCGAGACGAGCUGUGGAAAUACGUCGAUGAGAUCCUGCGCGACAUUGGCGGCCACGCCGAUACCAAUAGCGAGAUGGCCAGCGCCAUCGACAAGACAAAGCAACUGAAGAAGCUCCAUGCGAUCUGCCACGCAAGGGAGCAACAUGUGCACACAGUCAAGCUUGGUCUCCUCCACGAACGCAACGAGUAUCUCGCUAAGCUCGUGGCACUGCAAAGCCUCUUGACGUCCCGGUCAUCCCCCAUGGACACGACCACCCGCGAGAACCUCCUCCAAAUCGUGACCAAGCAAAUGUCGCCGUAAUGCAUUGCCAUUUACGUCUCGACCUCCAUCGGUUCCCCAUCUACGUCCUCGUCCCCAACUACAUCGUCAUCAUCAUCUAGAGGCACUCCAUCAAUGUCGAAAUCAUCGU
Molecule: messenger RNA, 605 nt
Organism: Aphanomyces invadans
Lineage: Eukaryota; Oomycota; Saprolegniomycetes; Saprolegniales; Verrucalvaceae
Exons: 4
Coding region: 23-496 (157 amino acids)
Source: RefSeq, a predicted model, not a curated record